GGAUGAUAUCCAUCAGCCCAUCUAAUUUGUUGGACGAAUGAUCCGAUUCAAGGGGGUGCGGCCUAGGAUAAGGUACUGUAGGGCGAUUAUGGGGAACUUCCCAUCUAGAAAUGACAAAGGGAGGCAUGCAUUGCGUCACUUCCGUCUUAUUAUCACAUUAGCAUUCCUGCUCCACAUUUAUGACAUCUCUUCCCAUCAGACAGAAUCCAGCACUCCAUUUCUCAACACAACUUUUCUGUCUCUCUCUCUCUCUCGCUUUGCCCUAACUUAUUCCAUCACGUCGACUAACCGAGUCUUUCUACUUAGUUUCUCAGUCGUACUAGACAGUUUCCAGCGUGCUAGCUAAUUGGCAAGUGGGUCCCUGCAUGGCUAGGC
Molecule: messenger RNA, 375 nt
Organism: Aspergillus caelatus
Lineage: Eukaryota; Fungi; Ascomycota; Eurotiomycetes; Eurotiales; Aspergillaceae
Exons: 1
Coding region: 38-346 (102 amino acids)
Source: RefSeq, a predicted model, not a curated record